Molecule: messenger RNA, 654 nt
Organism: Medioppia subpectinata
Lineage: Eukaryota; Metazoa; Arthropoda; Arachnida; Sarcoptiformes; Oppiidae
Source: the annotation of a GenBank genome assembly
GUUGUGAUGAGGGAUAUGAAAAUGUUUAGAUGUGUAGCACUAGUGUUGAUGGGAAUCACCUGUAUUUACGGCACAGAUGUGACUCCAAAACCAACUUUUGUUGCCAUCGAUGCCAAUGACAUCGGUGUGAAAGAAGUGCUUCUCUACGCCUUCGGACGCAAUAAACCAAAGGAAAGGGAAAUUGUAAUUAGGAAAAGCAAAGUGUCAUCGGACGGACACUCGUAUAGACUACAGGUCUAUGUUCACAAAUACAUUCGGUGUCCGCAGGACUACAGCAAUACACACAUAAAGACAGUGUACGGAUGCAGAUCAACAAAGAUUUGUUACGCGAUUAUGGAUCGACACAAUUCAACGCAUCCAUUUCGACGCGGCAACCAAGGUUGCAAUGAAUUAAAAGUGUCAGAAUUGGCUGAAUAUGAAAAUUUCGUUCCAAUCGAUGUGAAUGACAGCGGUGUGAGAGAAGCGGCUCUCUUCGCCUUCGGACCCGUUAUACCCACGAAAAGGGAACUCGAGAUAAAUGAGAGCGAGAAGUCAAGGGAUGGACAGACGUAUAAACUCGAGGUUGCGAUUCACAAAUACGAAGAAUGCCAGGAGAACGACACAAACCCGUGGAUCCAAAAGAAUGAGAAAGGAUGUUUUGUAUGUAUUGUUUAG